Molecule: messenger RNA, 978 nt
Organism: Colletotrichum aenigma
Lineage: Eukaryota; Fungi; Ascomycota; Sordariomycetes; Glomerellales; Glomerellaceae
Gene: 6HN3M-1
Product: 6-hydroxynicotinate 3-monooxygenase
Exons: 7
Coding region: 1-978 (325 amino acids)
Molecular function (GO): monooxygenase activity; FAD binding
Source: RefSeq, a predicted model, not a curated record
AUGCCGCUGGAAACCGAUACCUACCACCUUCUCACCCAAGGCCAGAUUUUCGAGAAAUCUCAAUUCAGCAAAGAGGUCGGAGCAGCUAUCUCAGCACCGCCCAAUUCCUCAAGGAUCCUUGAUUGCUUCGGUUUUGAUUUCAGUCGCGCCAAGGCUACGCCGGCAGAAAGUCUGGUCUACAACAAUGACGCCGAAAACUUGGGAGAAAGGACGGUACUUUCUCUCUUAGAUUAUAAGUCCAAGUACGGAUUUGCUUGGCACUUCUUCCAUCGUGUCGAUCUCCAUGAUGAGCUCAGGAAGCUUGCAACUGAGCCAACUCCUUCACGUAAGGGGUUUGCUCGCCUUCAUCUCGCUACAUGCGUUUCAAGUAUCGAUCUGGAUGGCACCAUUCAUUUCCCGGAUGGAACGACAGUGAAGAAGGAUCUUGUCGUCGCAGCCGAUGGCGUCCGCUCCUCUUUCAUAUCCGCGGUGUUGGGCGAAGAGAUACCGUCUCAGCACUUCAUGACAAUGACUCGGUUGCUGCUGCCUACGGAGCAAAUGGCUAAUGAUGCCGAUACUAACGCCUUUUUCAAGGGCGGAUACAACUCUAUUAGAGUCCUCAGAGUUGACGACGGCAGUCUUGUGACGUAUGGCUGCAGAAAUGGCGCGCUGCAGAACAUUGCAUUCAUGUAUCCAGCAGAGCAUUUUGAGGACGCUGCAGGCUUCCUGAAAAAGUAUCCUGCUUUCAUCCAAUCUCUGGCAUCCAAGGCCAGUGGUAUAGGAGAAUGGAGGCUUCUGACGAGAAAGCCUCUUGACAGAUUUGCCCGAGGUCGGCUUGCGGUCAUUGGUGAUGCAGCUCAUCCGAUGCCUCCCUUACGUGUGCAAGGGGCAUCCAUGGCCAUUGAGGACGCCGCCGCUCUCGGUGUGUUUCUGUCGAGCUUGAAAACCUUGGAAGAUAUACCGACGCGAUUGGAAAUGUUUAAUGACCUGCGAGUCUAA